AUGGAAGAUUCUAUCAAAAAUUCUAUCGACAAUCGAGAGUUGGCGAGAGGAGACAUUCUAUUCGACGUAACGCUUGUUCCAGAGUGGAAUGUACUGUCCGACGGUCUUCCACUCGCAGAAGUAGAUGGCCAUGAGGAAGGCGCUACGAAUUUAAGAUUUUUAUCCCAAGAAGUUGACAACGACGAGGUGGAGAAUGAGGUUGGCGAAGAUGAAGUCAGCGAAGGCACGUUCGGUGGAGACGGCGGUGAACUCGGAACGAUUCUCUUGGUUUACUUGCAUUCGGAGGCACGCUGA
Molecule: messenger RNA, 294 nt
Organism: Caenorhabditis remanei
Lineage: Eukaryota; Metazoa; Nematoda; Chromadorea; Rhabditida; Rhabditidae
Exons: 2
Coding region: 1-294 (97 amino acids)
Source: RefSeq, a predicted model, not a curated record